AUGGGCCAGCAGCCCUCCUCUACGUCCAAGAAACAAAAGAAGGGCAAAGACAAGGAGAAGGAGAACUCUGCCGAAGCAGCCAGCGCAGAUGGUCAGCCCGACGACAACAGCGAGAGUACUCCCCAAGGCAGUCUUUCGCGUGCCACAGGCGCAGGGACCUCAGAGUCAGAAACUGCUGUAGAUUCAAUAUCUACCGGAGGCUCGAAGUUGACUCCACAGUCCGGUUCUCCCACCUCCUCCAACAACGAUCAUUCCACCCCAACAUCAAGUAUAGCCCCCGCCGCUUCACCGAAACCGCCCCCGGCACCCCUCGAUAUCCCCGCUACCCAAACGAUAAUGACAUCUUCGACACCGUUUACCCCGGAUUCAGCUAGCAGCAUGCCCCAAAGCGAGUCUUUAGGCGCCAAGGACAGGUCAAAGUUCGACGUAGACGACAUGAUACAUCGACUUCUCGAGGUCGGGUACACGGGCAAAGUUAGCAAGUCGUUAUGUCUGAAGAAUGCCGAGAUUACAGCGAUAUGCCAGGCUGCUCGCGAAGUAUUUCUGGCCCAACCGACACUCAUAGAGCUUUCGCCGCCUGUCAAGAUCGUUGGAGAUGUACACGGUCAAUAUUCUGAUCUCAUUCGUUUGUUUGAGAUGUGUGGAUUUCCUCCGGCAGCAAACUACCUCUUCCUUGGUGACUACGUGGACAGGGGCAAGCAAAGCCUGGAGACUAUCUUAUUACUCUUGUGUUAUAAGGUUAAAUACCCCGAGAACUUCUUCCUCCUCCGAGGCAACCACGAGUGCGCAAAUGUGACGCGAGUGUACGGCUUCUAUGAUGAAUGCAAACGAAGAUGCAAUAUCAAGACAUGGAAGACGUUUAUCGACGUCUUUAAUUGUCUCCCUAUCGCUGCUGUUGUCGCCUCAAAGAUCUUCUGUGUCCACGGAGGCCUCUCACCAUCAUUACAUUCCAUGGAGGACAUCAAGCGGAUACAGCGCCCAACCGAUGUUCCAGACUACGGCCUGCUUAACGAUCUUCUAUGGUCCGAUCCCUCGGAUACUGCGAUCGACUGGGAAGACAAUGAACGCGGUGUCAGCUAUUGUUUUGGCAAGGGAAUCAUAAACGAAUUCCUUCAGCGGUAUGAUAUGGACCUAAUAUGUCGUGCACAUAUGGUGGUUGAAGAUGGUUACGAGUUCUGGAAUGAUCGAACGCUUGUUACGGUCUUCAGCGCUCCGAACUAUUGUGGCGAAUUCGAUAAUUACGGUGCUUGCAUGAGUGUCUCCGAAGACCUUCUGUGUGCGUUCGAGUUGUUGAAGCCGUUAGAUCCCGCUGCUUUACGGAAAGAAAUGACCAAGGCUAAACGAAAGAGUUUGAUGGCAACGGCGCAGUAG
Messenger RNA from Pleurotus ostreatus (oyster mushroom), 1371 nucleotides. RefSeq names its product serine/threonine protein phosphatase Pzh1 (gene PZH1). Lineage: Eukaryota; Fungi; Basidiomycota; Agaricomycetes; Agaricales; Pleurotaceae. Gene Ontology annotation, molecular function: protein serine/threonine phosphatase activity. The coding region runs from base 1 to 1371 and encodes 456 amino acids. The transcript is spliced from 6 exons. Gene Ontology annotation, cellular component: cytoplasm; nucleus. The record is from RefSeq and is a predicted model, not a curated record.